AUGGAAGGUGGCACAGGGGUGGACAGACAUAUGUUGCUUGAGAUACCAUCCACCCAUUCAGAGGGUUUAAGGAACAGCACCCAAGUGACGGAGUUUGUCCUGACUGGGCUAUCUCAUAAACGUGGAGUCCAGCUCUUCCUCUUCACCCUCUUCCUUACUUUCUACCUGAUUGUCCUGCCAAGCAAUGUGCUGAUCAUUGUCACUAUCCGGGGUGACCCUCAUCUCAGCUCACCCAUGUACUUCCUGUUGGGCAACUUGGCUUUCUUGGACAUCUGGUAUUCCUCCAUCACCGCCCCCAAGAUGCUGGUUGACUUCUUUGCUGAGCGCAAGAUAAUUUCCUUCGGGGGCUGCAUUGCUCAGCUCUUCUUCCUCCACUUUGUGGGCGCCUCUGAGAUGUUCCUCCUCACUGUCAUGGCCUACGACCGCUAUGUAGCCAUCUGCCGGCCCUUGCACUACACCACCCUGAUGAGCCGGCGCUUGUGCAUCCUACUAGUAAUAACCUCUUGGGCCGGGGGCUUGGUCCACUCUCUCAUCCAAGUUGUGCUGAUCAUCCGCCUCCCGUUCUGUGGGCCCAAUGAACUGGACAACUACUUCUGUGACAUCACCCAGGUUCUGAGGAUCACCUGUGCCAACAGCUUUGCCGAGGAGAUGGUGAUGAUCUUCAGCAGUGGCCUCAUAUCUGUGGUCUGCUUUGUGGCCCUCUUGGUUUCCUAUGCCUUCUUGGUCACCAUGUUGAGAAAGAAUGCUGGUGAGUCAGCUGGCAAGGCCCUCUCCACUUGCUAUUCCCACAUCACUAUCGUCAUUUUCAUGUUUGGUCCUGCCAUCUACAUCUAUGCCCGUCCCUUUGAUGAAUAUGCUCCCGACAAGGUGGUCUCUGUCUUCCACACAAUCAUCUUCCCCCUCCUGAACCCCAUUAUUUAUACCCUCAGGAACAAGGAGAUCACCACAGCCAUGAAGAAAGUGGUCAACAGAAACCUCCUCUGCAAGCAAAACUGA
Molecule: messenger RNA, 996 nt
Organism: Rhineura floridana
Lineage: Eukaryota; Metazoa; Chordata; Lepidosauria; Squamata; Rhineuridae
Product: olfactory receptor 4M1-like
Exons: 1
Coding region: 1-996 (331 amino acids)
Biological process (GO): G protein-coupled receptor signaling pathway
Cellular component (GO): membrane
Molecular function (GO): olfactory receptor activity; G protein-coupled receptor activity
Source: RefSeq, a predicted model, not a curated record